Messenger RNA from Erpetoichthys calabaricus (reedfish), 2982 nucleotides. Its product is annotated as H-2 class I histocompatibility antigen, Q9 alpha chain-like. Gene Ontology annotation, cellular component: external side of plasma membrane. The transcript is spliced from 8 exons. Bases 114 to 1199 code for a protein of 361 amino acids. Gene Ontology annotation, biological process: immune response. Lineage: Eukaryota; Metazoa; Chordata; Cladistia; Polypteriformes; Polypteridae. The record is from RefSeq and is a predicted model, not a curated record.
CUCAGUUAAUAUACAGACUCGACAUCGUCAGAGGCAAAAUUGUUUUUUUCUCGUGGCUUAUUAACCAGCGUGGCUGACUUUUGUUUUAGAAAGAUUCUUGAACGGCAGGAAAGAUGCCGAUAUUCCUAGUUUUGGGAAUCUUGAACUUUUCUAUUUCAGUUUUUGCUGCAACCCACUCUCUAAAAUAUUUUUAUACGGGGACAUCAGGAGCCAAUGGUUUCCCAGAGUUUAUAACAGUGGGAAUGAUAGAUGAAGAACAGUUCACAUAUUAUGACAAUUUCAUCAAAAGAGAAACUCCCCGGCAGAGUUGGGUGAUGGAUGCAGUGGACCCUGAUUACUGGGACAGGAACACUCAAAUCUGUGUUGGUGCUGAACAGCAAUUCAAAGUAAAUGUAGACACUUUAAAUAAGCGCUUCAACCAAACUGGAGGAAUUCACACACUCCAGAAUAUGUAUGGCUGUGAAUUGGAUGAUGAUGGCACCACUCGAGGUUUUGACCAGUAUGGCUAUGAUGGAGAUGAUUAUCUUAGUUUUGACAAACAAACCCUGACCUGGAUUGCAGCCAGUCAACGUGCAUUGACCAGUAAAGGGAUUCGGGAUGCAGAAAUGGCAAACAAUCAAUAUUUAAAAGGGUAUUAUGAAGGAACCUGCAUUGAAUGGUUGAAGAAGUAUGUUGAAUAUGGGUCAAACAUUCUGAAGAGAAAAGUUCAGCCAGAGGGAUUUCUCACUCACAAAAUAACACAAUUUGGAACAGAGGUCACCUGCCAUGUAACAGGAUUCUUUCCACGAGCCAUUGAAGUGGUUUGGCAUAAUGGUGGACCACGCGAUUUGGAUAUAGAAAGUGGAGAAGUGCUGCCUAAUGAAGAUGGAACCUUCCAAGUGAAAAAGACCUUGAAACUGACCAAAAAGCCAAAAGACAUAAAGAAAGAUGACUACACUUGCCGUGUGGCCCACAGCAGUCUUCCUGAUGAUAAGAUAUUUAGAUAUGACCCAGCAAUGAGGAAUCCAAAUGAGCCUAAUGGGAAUGGGUCUUUUCCAAUUUGGAUAAUUGUCGUUGUUGUUGGGAUCUUGCUUGCCGCUGCUCUAGGUGUUGGAUUGUUCAUAUGGAAGAAGAAGAGUAGCUCAGGUGAUAAAAAUCCUAAAUACAUUCAGACUUCAACUGGGGAAAAUUCCUCUACUGGUUCUUCAAAUGAAGCCUAAGCAAUUUACUUAAAGAAUGGAGAAAAGAAUUUGAGACAUGGCAACAAACAAUUUUUAUUGGAAGAAAUGGAGUAAUUAUUUAUCCAAGGUUUUUCAGACUUCAUGUUGUCACACAUUACUUUACAUGAAAGUGUAAUGACACCAAGUAAAAUCUGGUUGCCCUAUGUUUUCUUGCUUUUUGAUAUUUUCUUCAAAUGGUAUAUGAUUUGAUUAAUGUAAUAAUUAAUAAUAAUUCUUUACAUUUAUAUAACAUUUUUCUUAAUACUGAACCAACACAGGGAUCAUUAUGACAAAAACAAGAGGGUUUAUUUCACUUGAAAAAUUUCUUUGCAUUUUCACUUGUUUAAAAAUGAUGAAUAUUUUAAGUCAUUGUAUUCCAUAAACAAUCAUCAUCCUUUCUUCUUGGGGGACAGUUUUUUGAGAAACAAAUAUAAUAAAAAUUGUAAUUUUUGUGUUUAAUUCUACUUAUUCUACUUCUCUCUCUCUCUCUCUCUCUCUCUCUCUCUAUAUAUAUAUAUAUAUAUAUAUAUAUAUAUAUAUAUAUAUAUAUAUAUAAUAUGCACAAAAUUGAAUAAGUGAAUCUUUAAACAUAUGUAAUGGUGUCCAGUUAAGAAGUGUGAAAUGCUAAUGUAAUAUCAGAUUAAAAAUAGAACACAUUAAAACAUCUGUAGGAUCACAGCUAAGAAUCAAUGACUUUUCACAAUAAUUCAUAUUUUCUGCCUCCAUGGAAUGUCACCAGUAUACACGUAACUAAGACAUAUGUUAACAAAUAAGUAAAAAGUAGCAUUUUACACGAGUUAUAUUUGAUUCUCGUUCAGUUUUGAUUACAUUUUUUCACUUGAAGUAAGGCUCAUAAAUCAGUUAAAAUGCCAAGCGCUCUGAAUAUGCAGUCACUAGUUAACUGGUCACAUGCUGUACGUUCAACUGUAUUAGCCUAAGUUUAUUUUCCUACAUAAAAUGCCCUAGUUUCUUUAAGCCAAUUAACGAUUUCCCUGUAAUAUUUUGUCACCUCAGCAGUGCAGUGGCCCCAUGUUCAGCUGCUGCCUUAUAGCCCCUAAAUUCUGGUUAAAAUCCUGUGAGGGUUUACAAAUUCACACUUUGGUAUACUGGUGCACAGAUACAUGUAAAUAUAAAGGUUACUUUCACUGGCAUUUCCUAAUUGCUUUUGUAUGGACAAGUGUAUCCUGAAAAGGCCUUGCACAAAGAGAGAAAAAAACCAAUAGAAAAAUCCUGGUUCUUAUACUCUGUAACAUAAUGAAUAAAAAGGAAUACUUGCACAAGACUCCGAAAAGCCAGUAAUCAUAUCUUCAUUAAGAAAAGAGACAAUAUAUUAUGACAGAGUUGCAAUUUAUAUUAUUAUUAUUAUUAUUAUAUUAUUGAUUUACGUGAUAGUUAAACUUGAAUUUUAAAGUAUUCGUUUAAAACUCACUAAAGAAAGUUUCAACACAUACUUUGAACCAAAGUAAUGCAGUAACUUAAAAUGACUAAUAUUAAUGAUAUAUUAAUAAUAUAAUAAUAAUAAUAUUAAUUUGUACUUAUCGUGUUGCUUUGUGGCCAACAAGGAAUCAAGCUGCAUGAAACUAUUUACAAAUUACCCACCAGACAACUUCUUUCACUGAUCUGCUUUACAGUCCUAUAAUAGGUAUCUUGGUGUUUCCAUGUUUUUUAAUAAUAUUUUUUUUAUUAAUGUUUUCUAAAUUAGCACUUUUUUUUUUGAUUGCUGUUUUGUGAUUGCCUAAAAAUAUGCUCCAAACAUAAAAUAAAGAACCAAGUUCUUAACUUG